GUUUGUGAAAGUCCCGAAGGCAUCAUUGUGUGACGUAACAGAAUUAGACAUGGCGUCCUCCCAUGGACGGCUGAUGUGCUUACGCUCCGGGGUUUGGAGUUUGAUAUUUUAUUCUGUCUACUGUCAUUUAAAGCUGGUUCUGGCUGAAGAAUUGGAUAGCUGCGACAACCUCAGACUGGGACAGUAUCUCUGCAAAGAUCCCAAGAUAGAUGAAUCCACCCAGGAGCCGGAGAACUGCAGGGACACUUCGGCCUGGGUUGAGUGCCUCCCAGCUCCGAACAUCAGCUGUCGGCUCUAUAACGGGACAGAGUUCAGGUUUAGCGGGGAGGAAGUGGGCUUCAACAAAACCAUCCCCUGCAGAAAUGUGAGUGGGUAUUCCUACAAAGUGGCUGUGGCUUUAUCUCUGUUCCUGGGCUGGCUGGGAGCAGACCGCUUCUACCUGGGAUACCCUGCUCUAGGACUGUUGAAGUUCUGCACGGUUGGUUUCUGUGGAAUCGGCACUCUGAUUGACUUCAUCCUGAUCGCCAUGCAGAUCGUGGGUCCAGCAGAUGGAUCAAACUACAUUGUGGAUUAUUACGGCGCCCGGCUGACCCGCCUGUCCAUCACCAACCAAACCUACAGGAAGCCACAUCUGACCCUGUGAACACUCCUAGAUCGCCUCACAACCGGUGCCAGGUACACUGCCCAUCAUAAACAGAGAAAACUUCAUACGACAGAGGGUCCUCUCGACUUCCUCUACAUCCACAGUUUAAGAAUUAAAGUGAUAUUUAUUCAACCCUGCAGCCACCUGACUGAGGGGGAGCAUCCUGCCGGCUCUGCAUGUUUUCAGAAUCAUCCAUCAAAUGUUAGAUUGAUCAAUAUGAUAAGCCAUUCUUUUAUUCAAGCAUAAUUCAGUUUUUCCCACCUCUUCUGUAGAGUACGGGGUUAAACUAACAAUAUGUAGUCUCUUUGGGUCACACCAGCUGGUCAGUCUUUAGUUUUAUUUAUAUGAAUGUGUUGUUCCAUAUUGUGAUGCUUCUUUGCUGUUAUCUUAUGAUGUUUUUCUAUGAAAACAGACAUUGUAAAUAAAGUUUCUUUUUGCC
Messenger RNA from Eleginops maclovinus (Patagonian blennie), 1082 nucleotides. It is a transcript of the gene tm2d1, whose product is annotated as TM2 domain containing 1. The transcript has 7 exons. The coding region runs from base 50 to 643 and encodes 197 amino acids. NCBI's taxonomy places the organism in Eukaryota, Metazoa, Chordata, Actinopteri, Perciformes, Eleginopidae. The record is from RefSeq and is a predicted model, not a curated record.